AUGUGUUUUGAAUUGCAGCAUAGUGCACUAGCCGGCACGCAUCUACAGAACAACGGCAUAACUUUGAAGUCUGUAGGACAAAAAUAUGCCAAGGAGGCUGAAACAAAUUCAGCCUUAGAAUCAAAUCCAGGUUCAUCAACCAAUGCUACAGGAAGAGCAACAGGAAAUGUUGCUCUAUGUGAGGCACAAAACCAAGAUUAUUCAGCAACUUCUAAUAAUCGCAUUACCAUUUCUUUUGAACUGCCCAUGGCAAGCCUUACAGAUGUACAAAACAUGGAGAUGAAAUUAAAUAAUGAUGAUGUUGCUGUGGAAUUGAUCGGCCAAUUAUCUUUACUUGGUGGGCAUAAUAUGAGAGGAGCAGUCGUUACUAUUAUGAAAAAGAUAUUUAGCAGGGCUGUAGCUGUGCAAUAUUCUUCAAAAGGCCGAAAAAACAAGCUGGAUUUUUCGGCACUGAAAUUAUGCAGUGUUGUUAUUCAGGCUGUCAGAAUUAAGUGCCCUGAAGUAGUGGAUGCUGAUAUUAUAAAAACUAUUUCCACGGUGCUGGCACAAUCACGAGAUUGGGAUGGAGCCAAAAAAUUCAAUCCUUCUAAUUCAACUGUCACUAAUCUGAAGAAGUUCAAUUCUCCACUACUGAAUCAACUGCCACCAUCGACUCAACCGACUUUAUCGACUCUAGUCAAUCAAACGUUCAAUUCUCCACUACUGAAUCAACUGCCACCAUCGACUCAACCGACUUUAUCAACUCUGGUCAAUCCAACAGAUAAAUCAAUUAUGUAUUCAUCCAUAAGUUCCAGACUGAUAACCUUCUCUAAAAGAGAAGAUUAUCAAUUGAACCUGCAAUUCCACACUAAUGAACCAACUGCUAUCAUCAACCCAACAGACUUUAUCGACUCUAGUCAAUCAAACGUUCAAUUCUCCACUACUGAACCCACUGCUAUCAUCAGCCCAACCGACUUUAUCGACUCUAGUCAAUCAAACGUUCAAUUCUCCACUAAUGAACCAACUGCUAUCAUCAACCCAACAGACUUUAUCGACUCUAGUCAAUCAAACGAUUUGGCCUGGCUAGAAGAAAACGUUCGAGGGCAGGAUUAUUUCAAAUGCAUGUCCUCGAUUUCUGCAAAUCCUUUAAGUACUGAUGCAACCUGGAAAUACGUCCAGGACAAUUGGCAAAAAAUGAUCGACAGGUUCGGAUUGGGGGAAAGAAAUUUGGGCAGACUUAUUCCAUCUGUUACCGACAGAUUUACUACUGAGGAUAGGCUGAAAGAGAUGAAUGACUUCUUUGCCAAAUUUCCGGAGGCCGGAGCAGGAGCUGCUGAUCGGAAACAAGCCCUGGAAACUGUUUCCAAUAAUAUAAAAUGGUUAAAAGUUAACAAAGACAGUGUUGCAAAAUGGUUGAACGAGAGGAAAUGAUUUUAAAAAA
This is a messenger RNA of Ctenocephalides felis (cat flea), 1420 nucleotides long. RefSeq lists its product as uncharacterized. The coding region runs from base 1 to 1410 and encodes 469 amino acids. The transcript has 14 exons. Lineage: Eukaryota; Metazoa; Arthropoda; Insecta; Siphonaptera; Pulicidae. The record is from RefSeq and is a predicted model, not a curated record.